Messenger RNA from Exophiala viscosa, 1870 nucleotides. Its product is annotated as major royal jelly protein-domain-containing protein. Lineage: Eukaryota; Fungi; Ascomycota; Eurotiomycetes; Chaetothyriales; Herpotrichiellaceae. Bases 490 to 1752 code for a protein of 420 amino acids. The transcript has a single exon. The record is from RefSeq and is a predicted model, not a curated record.
AAGUCGCCUGGGCUAGAAACCCAUCCAAACCUCACUGCCUGUUGAAUUACAGACUGCUGUAAGUUACUUCUCAACCAUCCAAGUACGUCUCGUGCCGAUAUCGCGGUCCGAAGAGUUGGAGAUGUGACAUCUCGCGCCAUCUGAGGCGGGAAAUCCGCCAGUUUCUGCUAAAUCUAGUCCCAGGCACUCUCCAGAGGCACACUCACAGAUACCCCUCAAUGUUGAUGACAGACUGCAGCUCUCCCCGGACCGUUGCACUUGACGAUGCGGAGAAGGUACACUUCGCAUGGACUAUUGACACUCACUACACCCGAAUAGAUGUGUACCAGGUAGGAUAUUCGUUACAUGACCUCAUGGCUACAAGCGAUGUGUUACCCCGACCUGAAGCUGCAAACUGCAUAUAUAGGCAGAUGGCAAGGGGGAUGCCUGACCUGAAACCUACACCUACCCACAACACAUAGCACUGCUGCUGCAAGAUCCAUCGGGACAAUGUCUUGGAAGCUACUGUUGGUCUCAGCUUUGGCCGGUCACGCAAUCGCCCAGUUCCCUUCUACGUGCCCUGCAGUUGUGAGUGCUGGACCAAAUGGCACCAUCGGCAUCUGUCCCCAGGACUUUACCAUCAUUGGUGGCGCGCUCGAGCCCGUCCACGAGUCGACACGAGCACCCACCGGCUUUGCCGUUGAUCCUUCUCUCAACAUCUAUCUAACUUAUCCUCGCAACCAAGGGGCGACUCCUAACAACGUGGUCAUAGCGACUUCGUUUACUGGAGAGCAACCAUGGCCCAAUGCGGCAUAUCAGAACUGUACGCCGACGCAGAAUGUCAGCACAUGCUUCAUCAAUGUUCAAAAUGUGGUCCUAGACAGCAUAAAUCAGCUCUGGAUUGUUGAUUCCGGAAUAGCACCUGGCAACAAGAGUGCCACUCCAGGCGGCGCGAAGAUCAUGUCCUUCGAUCUGUCCGGUAAUCUUUUGUCAACAUAUCUUAUUCCAUUGAACCUCUACCACGACAACCUCAACAUCAACGACGUCCGCAUCAACAACACCCUCGGCGGAGGCAAAGGGUACGCUUUUCUUACCGAUGAAAGCGCUGAUGGAAGCAUCGUCAGCAUCAAUCUCGACAACGGCACGGUGAACAGACGACUAUUCAACACGACCGUCGUUAAGUCAGAUCCUGGGUACGUGGGUGUCUACGACGGUCGCCCAAUCUACACUUGGAAUGGGACAAACAGAGUCUUCUCCGCCAUCGGUAGCGAUGGCAUUGCCCUUGCCAGCGGUAACGUGUAUUGGGGUGUCCUUUCAAGUCGCCGAUUUUACUACGUGAGCCAAGAAGCCGUGGUCGACAACUCAAUGAGCGAUGAGCAAGUCCUUGCGGCUGUCCAAAACCCAGGAGACUGUGGCACCGAACAAGCCGGAUUUACUGGCGACGAUAAUGGAAGGGUGUAUAUUCUGGCGAGUGAGCACAAUGCCAUCUUCUAUGUCGACACACUUCAGAGUCAAGUCAAUGAGACGGUAGAUGGUGUUCCUCCUGGCGGGCCACCCCUCGUACCGGUGCCACCAGAAAGAUAUGUUGUCAAGACGCUCGUGAGGAAUGCGCUGAUUCAGCAUGCCGACAGUGCCGCGAUCUAUAAUGGAUGGCUUUACUUCUGUACGAAUCAGCUGGAGCUCAGUCCGACAUUUUCAUACAACAACACGGACAAUAGGAAAGGCCCGUUCAGAAGUUAUAGGACGUGGGUCGGAGCAGGACCGGCGGUGUAAAAGGUCAUUCAUGUCCGCAGGAUGGAGCCACAAGGCUAGGACAGUAAUAACGCAUCAAAAGCGUAGUAGUUGACCAUCAUGAGUAACGGUAUAUCUAGGAACCUACUGAAGCAAGAAG